This is a messenger RNA of Brachypodium distachyon (stiff brome), 3475 nucleotides long. RefSeq names its product protein argonaute 18. Gene Ontology annotation, biological process: regulatory ncRNA-mediated post-transcriptional gene silencing. The record is from RefSeq and is a predicted model, not a curated record. Gene Ontology annotation, cellular component: cytoplasm. Lineage: Eukaryota; Viridiplantae; Streptophyta; Magnoliopsida; Poales; Poaceae. Bases 127 to 3276 code for a protein of 1049 amino acids. The transcript has 22 exons. Gene Ontology annotation, molecular function: RNA binding; protein binding.
CUCGAGAAACCCUACAUAAAGACUUGUGCUGUUUUGUUUCAGCAGUCAGAGUCGGUUGGCGCACGCGUGGCUCUCGCUUCGUGGCCGUCGAGGGUGUCGCUUGCCCGCUUUUCGUGAGGAGUGGCCAUGGCGAAUCGAGGGGGACGCGGGGGCCAUGACGGCGGCCAGCACUACGGAGGCCGAGAUGGCGGCGGCGGCGGCGGCCAGUACUACGGAGGCCGCGGUGGCGGCGGCCGCGGCAAUGUCGAGGGCGGCGAUGGCCGUGGACGAGGGUACUACCGAGGCGGUGGUGAUGGUGGCGGCCGCCGCGGCCGUGGGUACUACCAAGGGGAAGGUGAUGUCCGAGGGUUCUACCAAGGACGCGGCGGUGAUGGCGGCCGCGGGAACCAAGGACGCGGGUACCACGGCGGCGGCGAGGGCGUCAUCCGUGGUCGCGGGCGUGGUUACCAAGGGGAUGGUGAUGUCCGAGGCCGCGGCCGCGGAUACGAUGGGGGUGGCGACCGAGGCCGAGGCCGUGGCCGUGGCUAUCAGCAAGGCGGCAACGACUACGGCCGCGGCCGUGGCGGCUAUCAGCAACAAGGCGGCGACAACUACGGAGGCGGCCGCGGAGGCAGGGGCGGAGGAGGCUACCCAGAUUGGCCCCAACCCGUCGGGCCUCCCCUCGCCGAGCGCUACGCGACCGAGGCGGCCCAGCUCCGGGAGAAGUUCAAGGCGAUGGACAUCAGCCGCGCCGAGCCCACGUUCCCGGCCCGCCCCGGGUUCGGCAGCGCCGGGAAGGCGUGCAUCGUGAAGGCCAACCACUUCUUCGUCGGCCUCGUCGACAAGGGCCUGCACCAAUACGACGUCACCGUCUCGCCGGAGCCGACUCUAACGGGCGUCUACCGGGCCGUCAUGUCGAGGCUUGUGUCGGAGCACCAGCAUACCAGCCUUGGCGGCCGCCUCCCCGCUUAUGACGGCCGCAAGACCCUGUACACCGCUGGCCAGCUGCCGUUCAACAGCAAGGAGUUUGAGGUCAUCUUGUCUGACAAUAAGACAGGUUCAUCUGGGCAUAGCAGGGAAAGGAAGUACGUGGUGGCCAUCAAGCACGUCACCUUGGUCAGCCUGCAGCAGCUGCAGAUGCUCAUGGCUGGGUACUCGACAGACAUACCAUCUCAGGCGCUGCAGGUGCUCGACAUUGUGCUGCGCGACAUGAUUCUCAACGAGCGGAGUGACAUGGGGUAUGUCGUGGUAGGCCGGUCCUUCUUCUCCGCAAGCAUUGACGACCCCAGGCAUCUUGGCCUGGGUAUUGAAGGAUGGAAGGGGUUCUACCAGAGUAUCAGGCCUACGCAGAGCGGAUUGUCUCUGAACAUAGAUAUGUCUUCGACAGCUUUCGUUAAAGCUCAGUCAGUGAUUAAGUUUGUUCAAGAUAUUCUUAAGAAACCUGAUCUCCGCCAUGUUACUGGUCCUGAUUGUCAGAAGAUUAAGAAAGCCCUCAAGGGUGUGAGGGUUGAAGUGACACAUCGAGGAGAUGUACGCAGAAAGUACUGCAUUUCUGGCUUAGCUGGUACUGCUCGAGAUCUGAGGUUCCAAUCAUCAACUGGCGUGUCCAAGACAGUCAUGGAUUAUUUUAGAGAGACAUACAAGCUGCAACUGCGUUAUGAUUUUCUCCCAUGCCUCGAUGUUGGUACAACACAGAAACCAAACUAUCUUCCGAUGGAGGUUUGCAACAUAGUUCCAGGACAGCGGUACCAGAAGAAGCUGGAUGAAAAUCAGGUUUCUAACAUGAUGCAAAUAACUUGCCAACAACCACUUCAACGUGAGGGAUUCAUUCGUCAGACUGUUAGGUGUAACAAUUACAAUAAUACCAAACGCGCAAAUGAAUUUGGCAUAGAAGUUGACUACGAGCCUACUUCUGUUCAGGCUAGAGUUCUGCCUGCUCCAAUGCUGAAGUACCAUCCUUCUGGAUCUGACAACAUGUGCAACCCAAGUAAUGGAGCUUGGAACAUGAGAGGCAAGAAAGUCGUUGAUGGUGCCCGUGUUGUCAAUUGGCUAUGUAUAAACUUUUGCGUUGAUUUGCCUGAGGCUGAUGUUCGUCGGUUCUGCAAUGGACUGAGUAACAUGUGCUGCAAUACUGGACUGUUCGUCAACAUUGGAGGUCUUAAACUAUUCAGUGCUGAUCCAUUGAAGUUUGAAGCUAAUCUCCACAAUGUCCGCAAUUUCUGUCAGCAAACACGGCAGAUGUCGGGGGUUCAAAAGAUUGACCUCCUACUUGCUCUAUUGCCAGAUAAAAAUGACAGCUUAUAUGGUGAUAUUAAAAGAAUUUGCGAAACAGACAUCGGUGUGAUGUCACAGUGUUGUCUAAGGAAGAAUGUCUUAAAGUCGAGUCCUCAAUUUUUUGCAAAUGUUGCUAUUAAGAUCAAUGCCAAGUGUGGGGGAAGGAACUCAGUAUUUGCCAAUAGACAAGCAAGUUUACCGGUGGUUUCAGCCAAGCCAACGAUUAUCUUCGGUGCAGAUGUUACUCAUCCAAGUGCCCUAGAUGAUGCUACCCCUUCCAUCGCUUCUGUUGUUGCCUCUAAAGACUGGCCUGAGGUGACUAAGUAUCAUGGUGUGGUUCGUGCACAAGGUCACCGCGAAGAGCUCAUCCAAGGUCUUGAGGACAUUGUUAGGGAACUCCUUCGUUCAUUCGAAAAAGAAUCUAACCGUAGGCCUGAGCAGCUGAUAUUCUACAGGGAUGGUGUAAGCGAGGGUCAGUUCAAGCAGGUUCUGGAGAAGGAAAUCCCAGAGAUAGAGAAGGCAUGGAAGGCAAUAUACAACGAGGAGCCACAGAUCACCUUCAUAGUGGUGCAGAAGAGGCACCACACAAGACUGUUCCCGAACAAUCACAGUGAUAUGAGCAGCAAGGACAGCAGUGGCAAUGUUCUGCCAGGGACAGUUGUUGAUAGACAGGUCUGCCACCCAACAGAGUUUGAUUUCUUCCUGUGCAGCCAUGCUGGGAUCAAGGGAACAAGCCGUCCAACACAUUACCAUGUGCUGCGAGAUGACAACAAGUUCACCGCUGAUGCACUGCAGUCGCUUACGAACAACCUCUGCUAUACGUAUGCAAGCUGCACUCGCUCGGUGUCGAUUGCUCCUCCCGUCUAUUAUGCUCAUAAGCUUGCUUUCCGUGCUCGGUUCUACCAAACCCAAGGCUCAGAUGUGGAGUCGGUGGCAAGUUCAGGCAGCACAACUCAACCCGGUGCGAUCAAGGCACUUCCUGAGAUAAAAGAUGAGGUGAAAAGGCUAAUGUUCUACUGCUAGCCCCUCUACAAACUGCAGCUGAACAUACCUGGAGAGCAUGAUCUCCUCUGAAGAAUAAAUGACGUGCAAAAGGUCUGAAGAGGUUGUUGUUCCUCCCAGUAGAUUUGGAGGAUGACAAUCUGAAAUGGCGGGUGACAUUGUGAUUCUGUUUGGUGUUAAGAACAUUCACUGCAUUAAUAUUUUGUGACUUAAAAAUGCU